Nematolebias whitei (Rio pearlfish) is the source of this 990-nucleotide messenger RNA. Its product is annotated as zinc finger protein 430-like. Gene Ontology annotation, biological process: regulation of transcription by RNA polymerase II. The transcript has 3 exons. The coding region runs from base 1 to 864 and encodes 287 amino acids. Gene Ontology annotation, molecular function: RNA polymerase II cis-regulatory region sequence-specific DNA binding; DNA-binding transcription factor activity. Lineage: Eukaryota; Metazoa; Chordata; Actinopteri; Cyprinodontiformes; Rivulidae. The record is from RefSeq and is a predicted model, not a curated record.
AUGUCUUCGGUUCAUCUUCUGAGAGAGUUCAUCGGUGAAAGACUGAGCGCUGCUGCCUCAGAAAUCUUCUCCGAGUUUGAGAAGACGAUCCUGCGGUACGAAGAAGAGCUCGACCGUCAGCGCAGACUGCUGGAUGUCAGCUGGAAACCUGAGCUGAAGCUGCUCAGAGUCGACCUCCAGCAGGAACCAGUCCACAACACUGAGCUGAUCCUCACAGACCAGCAGCUCUGCAACCAGGAGAGGAACUCCAGCCUGAACCAGGAGGAACCAGAACCUCCAAUAAUCAAAGAGGAACAUGAGGAACUAGAACCUCCACAGAUCAAAGAAGAAGAGCAGGAGCUCUGCACCAAUCAGGAGGAAGAUCAGCUCCACGCGAAGCAGGAAACUGAUCUGUUUAUGGUGACAGAACCAGACGGGGAGCAGCUCAUCUCUCAGAGUUCUGCUGAACCUGAGGACCAGGAUUCAGUUUGUGGAACUACGUUUAAUACCAGUGCGGACUGUAAAAGACACAUGAUGAUCCACACAGGGGAGAGGCCGUAUUCUUGUCAAACCUGUGGAAAAUGUUUUAAUCGAACUUCACUUCUGAAUCGUCACAAGAUGAUCCACACGGGGGAGAAGCCAUUUUUUUGUGAAACCUGUGGAAAACGUUUUCAUCAGUUUUCACAUCUGAAUUAUCACAUGAGGAUCCACACAGGAGAACGGCCGUUCAUUUGUGAAACCUGUGGAAAAAGUUUUUAUCAGUCUUCACAUCUGAAGUAUCACAUGGCGAUCCACACAGGAGAACGGCCGUUCAUUUGUGAAACAUGUGGGAAAAGGUUUUAUCAGACUUCACAUCUGAAUCGUCACAUGAUGAUGCACAUAUAAGAAAGGCCGUUCAUUUGUCAAACCUGUGGGGAAAGUUUUAAUCGAACUUCUUGUCUAAAAACUCACAUGAAGGUUCACACAGGCUGAACUGAUCUGUCACGUGUGGAGAAAAGUUUUACUAAAUGG